AUGCCAUCAUCUAAAGGAAAGCCUACGGAUCCCAAACUUCGAGAAGAGGUGAAAGAGAAGGUGCAGAAUGAGACUAACAAGGACGGAUCUGGAAAAGGUCAAUGGAGUGCUUGGAAGGCCGCCAAGCUUUCCAAGGAGUACGAAGCUGAAGGAGGAGGAUACGAGAAUGAAGCAGGGUCCAAAAACGAACCCGAAAAAGGCGCUCCUAAACAUAAAUCAAAUGCAAAGAAAGCCGCCGAAGAGAAAGCUGAAGCUGGAUCUGGCGAAGACGACAAGGAGAAGAAAAGUGAAAAACCCAAAUCAAAAGGUGCAGCAACUAAGAAAGACGAAGAGAAACCGAAAUCCAAGACUGCAGCAACAACCAAGAAAGAUGAAGAAAAACCUAAGUCUAAAGGUAGUGCAGAAAAGAAAGAUGAUAAACCAAAAUCUAAAGGUAAAGCGGCAGCUGAUAAGCCAAAAUCAAAAGGUAAAGAAGAAACUGCAACCAAAACUGAACCUGAGAAACCUAAAUCAAAGGGUAAAGCAGAGAAACCAGCUUCUGCUUCUAAGAAAGACGAUAAACCUGCUUCUACUAGAGGAAAGAGAAAGUCAGACGUUGGUGAAGCUGACGAUGCCAAGAAGACAAAGAAGACUAAGGCAUAA
Messenger RNA from Kwoniella shivajii, 642 nucleotides. RefSeq lists its product as uncharacterized. The record is from RefSeq and is a predicted model, not a curated record. NCBI's taxonomy places the organism in Eukaryota, Fungi, Basidiomycota, Tremellomycetes, Tremellales, Cryptococcaceae. Bases 1 to 642 code for a protein of 213 amino acids. The transcript is spliced from 3 exons.